UAGGGCUCUGAUGGCAGCCAUUAUUAGCAUACAUUUAUGAAGAUUGGUCUGGACGUUAUGCUGAACAAGUAGCAUAAGGCUGAGUAUAGAACUCCACGGUCAACAGUUCCUAGACUGAUUUAGUCUCCCUGCCUCAUGGUCCAUUGGUGAUGGAACGAAGGAAACAAUUUGAUAUGGAACUACGUGAAUCUGCUGCUAAGUCGAGUAAAAAUGAUGCUGAUGAUGACAAACCAACCUGCUUUAGUUGUGUCAUUUGUGGGAAAAGCUUCCCUUUCCAGAGCUCCCUUUCACAGCACAUGCGGAAGCACACAGGUGAAAAGCCAUAUAAAUGUCCAUACUGUGACCAUAGAGCUGCCCAGAAAGGAAAUCUGAAGAUACACCUGCGAACACAUAGGACUGGUACUCUUGGCCAGGUCCAUGAUGUGGAAAUGGGAGAGUCGCAUGGAGAACUUGGGGCUUCUGAAGGAAUGGGUGUGUGCGCAAGCCCAACAAAGAGCACAUCUGCCUGCAACAAAAUUCUUAAUGGAUCUUUGCAGUUGGAAGACACAGAGGCAGCAGAUGAUGACAAGCCUGGUGACUACCAUUGCAUGUUCUGUAAAAACAAGUAUGACCGAAAGAAAGAGCUGGACCAGCAUCUUCUACAAGUUCACAAGCCAUAUAAAUGCAGGUUCUGUAGUUAUAUGACAUUGCGAGAGGAGACUUUGUUAAACCACAUCGAGAAAGAUCAUAUCACAACAGCAAUUCCAUUAAACAGAGAUGGAUUCCCAGAAAAUGGGAAAAAUGAUCUUAAUUCAGGUGAAUUUCCUUGUGAAAUCUGCGGCCAAGCUUUUGGUCAGGCUUGGUUUCUUAAAGCUCACAUGAAGAAGCAUAGAGGAUCAUUUGACCAUGGAUGCCAUAUAUGUGGCAGAAGAUUUAAAGAGCCCUGGUUUUUGAAAAAUCACAUGAAAUCUCAUGGCCCCAAAACUGGGAACAAAAACAAACCCAAAUCUGAUACUGAUCCAGUAGCCACUAUUAAUGAUGUUGUUCAAGAAGAGACCAUGAUGACUGGCUUAUGUCUCUAUGAAGUUUGCAUGAAAUGUGGAAAUUUAUUUACAAAUUUAGAGAGUCUAAAUGCACACAAUUUAGUCCACUGCAAAACAGAAGAAGGUUCUAGUGAAGACAAAACAGCACAAAAAACUAAUUUGCAAGAUGUCGGUUCAGAUGGGCCUGGGUCAAAACUAUUUUUCUUGGACUAUCUGAAUCUACGGCCUUUAGAAGAUACACUGAAAUGCACAGACAUGCAUCAAGGGAAGAGAGUUCCUGAACUUGACCCGAUCAAUAGCUAUCAAGCUUGGCAGUUGGCCACAAAGGGCAAGGUUGCUGAGCCAUCAGAAUAUGUGAAAUAUUUAGGAUGGGAUGAAGCCUUGGCAGAUGCAGAUGUGUGUUAUGACCGGGAUAAAGGUGAAUACAUUCAGAUCAAUCAGGAGAAACGCAAACGGGAGCAGGAAGGUAACAACAACAGCAAUCCAAAGAAACGGAGUUGCGCAAGUGGCAGCCGCACAGAAAAAAGCAGCAGUGCUCAACCUGGAGAGAAUGCUGUUGAAACACCUAAUGAGUUGGAAUUUAGGCCACCUUCAAGGCAGAGCCGCAGAUCUUCUCAGAACAAAUCUACUGAAUGCUUUGAAUGUGGGAAAAUUUUCCGAACAUAUCACCAGAUGGUGCUUCAUUCAAGAGUCCAUCGAAAGGAACGUAGAAGUUUGAGUGAAAGUGGUUCAGUUACUCACAAUGACCGCUAUGGAUCAAAUAGUGAAGGCGACUCUGCUAGUAGACCCAGUAGUCCUGACUCAGCUUCUGCUCCAGAAGACUCUUUGGCUUCUGGCAUUGGAGAUGACGGUGCCGAUGAUGACAGCUUUGAAGAAUCGGCUACACCAUCACCAGGAAUGAAAUCCUACCACCACGACUUUUCUGGUGAAGACAUUCCCAUGCAGAUUUUGAAAACCAACCAUCACCAAACUGUUGAUUCUGAAGACACCAGCAACUGUGAAGAUAACCAGAGUAAAUUGGAUGUGCAAAGACCUCCAUUUGUGAAAAGCGAAUUUUCUUCUGAUUUAAAAGUACCAGCUCUCAAUUACAACACAGACCCUCACAAAGCUAUCCAGAACAGUAGUACCUUGAUAUCGGUGGUGCAAAAUAACGCUGAGACUGUUGACACGAAAAAGCAUUUGGCAUCUGAGAAAAUGCAUCCAAACGGAAUGGCACUUGAUUUCCUUAAGGAACGUUCAGCACUAGACGCUACCAGUGUGGUUAAAGAAGGUCUUAUUCCACUGGAUCUAAGUGAAAAAUCAAGCAGAGAUGAGUUUUGUAGUAAUAGUGCUACUGAAUCUAUGAAGGCUGCGUUGGUUAUUCAUCAGUGUCCCUAUUGUAGUCAUAAAACUUUUUAUCCUGAGGUUUUAUGGAUGCACAAAAGAAUUUGGCAUAAAGUCAGUUGUAAUUCCAUGGCUCCACAGUGGGUUCAACAAAAUGGGUUUAAAAAUUUGAAAAAUAGUGUGCUGUUUCUUGUCAGAAGCGGACGCACUGGUCCCCCUCCAGCACUUGGUGGCAAAGACUGUCCACCAUUGCCCAUUGCCAGGUUCACACGUACUCAGAUGCCUAAUGUGCCUUCAGCACUUAAAGGCAGCCCUUCAACAAUGGGAAACACUUCAAAGGCUUCUGGUGGAUCUCGUGGGUUUAAUGGACCUAAAUCAAUGAGCUUCAAUGCACAACGACAACCCAAGGUGGCACAUGCCCAGGAGCAAUACAGUUCUGUGGUACAACAGCCUUUGUCAAAGACAAAGCAUGAUUCAAGCCCUAAAUUGACCCAAGCUGGAAGCUACAGCAGAAGUCACACACCCGCUCAAACAUCUGUAUCAAGACAAAUUCUGCAGCCUUCUAGUAGUAAACAAGCUGAAAAAUACCUAAUUUCCCAGGGAGCGCAUAGCUAUGCAUCUCCAAAUAAACUUUCUUUGCCUGAUGCGAUUAAAACCAAAUUCACAUUGUCACAACCACAAUUUUCAUUUCAUAAAGUAGAUCCACAUGUUAAACAGGAGAGCCCUCUAGUGCCUCAAAGGGAAUCUCAGGCCAAGAAUAUAAAUGAAGUUGGAACAGCGCCCAACUCUAGUGCUGGAUCCAAGUCAAGCCCUGUUUUGCAAACUCAGUCAAGUGCAACGGGUGCCUCUUCGCCUUUUCAACCAGUAAAACAAGAACCAGCACCUGAGGGCCACGAAAAGAAACUAGACAUUUUAAAUAUUUUUAAGACCUACAUUCCAAAGGACCUAGCUACACUGUACCAAAGUUGGGGAGCCAAUAACAAUAAUUUGGAUAAUGCAGGAUUGCUUAGGACACAGGCACGCCAAGGAGAUUAUGUUUGCAUCGAGUGUGGAAAGUGUUUUACCCAGCCAAGCCAUUUAAGGACCCACAUGAGGUCCCAUACAGGGGAGAGACCAUUCCAAUGCAGAUAUUGCCCAUACAGUGCCUCUCAAAAAGGGAAUUUAAAGACUCAUGUGCAAUGUGUGCAUCGGGUACCUUUUGAUAACAGCGAGUACCCCGACAAGCAGCUCCUCCGACCUGAAAGUGACAAUCCCACCAGUUACAUAGAGGACCAGCUGGAAAACAUGCCUUCUAAUCAUCAAGUCACUGGAGCUGUUGCAUUAAAGUGAAGCUAAAAUGUGACACCUUCCCUCUUAGUGCGACGAUACUCCUGUACUAUAUAGUGUUUUAUAAUAAAGAUGUAGGCGAAUCUACAUCCAUAUCAUUUUAAAUGCUGUUCAGACUUUGUUAAAAAUAGCAGUUGCUGAGAUGGCACAUGACACAGUCAUGAAGCAGAGUUUCAUCACACACUGGAUGGAAGGGGUACAGCAUAACACAGCUGGGACAGUUUAAGCACUGAUCUGUAAUCUACUCCAGAGGACUACUUGCGAGUGUCAAAGGAGUAGCGGAGACAAGGCACAAUAAGUAACGCGUUGGAUUUAUUUACCACUGAUUUGCUUAAAGCCGAACUGCUCAGUGAUGCUGCAUAAUAAUAUGCAUUUAUUAAAUUUGAAGAGCAGCUCAUGAUUUUGAUGGUCUUAAUUCUGACGACGAAUCACAAGGUGCCGCCACGUUCUGCUGUUGACCGAUGUGAACAAUAAAACACUUAACGUGAUGCUACAUGAACACUAAUACCGUAGGAAAAAUUGCUUCUUGAUUUUACUCUCAGGACUUUUUUUUUUUUUUUUUUAAUAAUAGGGCUACUUUCUUACACCUGUUCACAAAUGAUUAUGCAAUGUUUUCCCUUUGUAAAUGCCACACAACAGCUGCAGAGUUUAGUACUGUACUAGAUAGCGAAAUAAUUAAAAGAAGAAAAAAAAUAGUUGGGCAUGUGAUAGCAUGCAUGCAUCUCCCCACUGCAAAACCACCCUUCUCCAAGCCGGUACCUUGAGAGAGGUCUUAAGAUUUUUUCUUUCUUUCCUGUUUAUAGCAUGUUUGAUGAUGUUGCCUAUUAAGUUGUCUUUGUUAUUUGGUGGAAUUCAGGUUGUGGGGGGAACGAACAUAUAAAAAAAAAAAGCUUUAUAUACCUCUUCUGCAGCAUUUUUAUGGUGAGGUGAUGGUAAACAAAAAUAAAGCAGUGAACUCGGUUUACCCCUUCAGUCUAGCAAACAGCAUUGCUGUGCUGUUCACUGGGAGGGAUUGCAUAUGUUUUCCAUAGAUCUUCUUUUGCCCAUUGUUGCUGUGACACCAUGUGUUACAGCAACACAUCUAAGAGUCCCAAAUCUUUGCACAUUUGAUUUUAUGCAUUAUCAACAAAGUUACUGCUGCCUUGAAAAGAAUAUGUUCUGUGAAAAAAAAAAUGCAAAAGCUUUACUAGUGUGUGUGUUUUUUUUAAUUGUAACCUUUUAUAAAGGCAGGAAAUGGGUAUAAAAUAAAAUCCUAGCAUGCUAAAUAUAUUUUUCAAAAAAGCAAUAAUUUUACAUGUACAGA
This is a messenger RNA of Nanorana parkeri, 4974 nucleotides long. It is a transcript of the gene ZNF516, whose product is annotated as zinc finger protein 516. The transcript is spliced from 4 exons. The record is from RefSeq and is a predicted model, not a curated record. Gene Ontology annotation, cellular component: nucleus. Lineage: Eukaryota; Metazoa; Chordata; Amphibia; Anura; Dicroglossidae. Gene Ontology annotation, biological process: regulation of DNA-templated transcription. The coding region runs from base 150 to 3674 and encodes 1174 amino acids. Gene Ontology annotation, molecular function: DNA-binding transcription factor activity, RNA polymerase II-specific; RNA polymerase II cis-regulatory region sequence-specific DNA binding.